Messenger RNA from Wyeomyia smithii (pitcher-plant mosquito), 1524 nucleotides. RefSeq lists its product as uncharacterized. The record is from RefSeq and is a predicted model, not a curated record. The transcript is spliced from 2 exons. Bases 37 to 1398 code for a protein of 453 amino acids. Lineage: Eukaryota; Metazoa; Arthropoda; Insecta; Diptera; Culicidae.
UCGCGUUCGGAAUCUUUAAUCGGAAAGUAGAGAAAAAUGGGUGAAGAAUCGCAAAUAUUGCAGGAAGCGAGUACUACUCAGGUACCAGAUACACCUGCAGUUAAACUCGCUGACCCAUCAUUGACGAACGGGACGCACGGAGCGGUUGAGACGACAUCUAGCGACGUUCCGCAAUAUCUACACGAUGCAGUCGCCAAAAUUGCACCGCAGGAGGGGUUCACUCCGGGCCAGUUUCAAAUAUCUUUCGAAGUGGGCUCCGGCAAAGGAGAUGGUUUUGUGGGGGAAAUGUUUCGUGCCAAAAUCAUCGAAGGGAGUAGAGAACUGAUAGUGCUUUGUAAGAUUCCUCCUACCAACGAGGCCCGACGCCAACAAUUCAAUUCAAUGUUGCUUUUUGAAAGGGAAGUAAUGGCUUAUUCAGAAUUUUUACCAAUAAUAUACGAGUUUCAACGCGAGAAAGGCGUUACUGAAGAAUUGGGAAUUGGGUUUUUCAAUGCUCCGAAAUGCUACCUAGCAAACGUUGAUAUGGUCAAGGAGGAGUCCGCUAUCGUGAUGGAUGAUUUACGCCUGAAGAAUUAUCGCAUGUGGAAUAAAUUGAUUCCCGUCAACUACGAACACAGUAAACUAUUGAUGAUACAACUCGGAAGACUGCACGCAGUGUCCUUCGCGCUGAAAGACCAGCGGCCGGAAGUAUUCGAAAUGUUCAAAGUUGCUGAUCCAAUGGGCGAAUCAUUCAAAAACAAUGCUCCUUUUGUGGAAAUGAUGAAUAUGACUAUGGAUCGGGCAAUAGAUACACUUGAACCCGGGGAAGAAAAAUAUCGACAAAAAUUACUGAAGCUAAAACCUACCUUGAUUUAUGAAAUGUCUACUAUAGCACAAUCGGCAAAAGCGGAGCCGUACGCUAUCCUAGGUCAUGGCGAUUGUUGGGUCAAUAACUUUAUCUAUGCUUACAAGAAAGGAGUACCAUCAGAGAUAGUCCUACUGGACUGGCAGAUUUGUCGUUACGCAUCGCCAGCACUGGACUUGCUGUACUUUUUGUUCUGCUGUACCGACGGCGAAUUCCGAGCUGCACACUACGACGAAAUGAUCCGUAUUUAUUACGAUUCGCUCAAAAUAUUGUUGGAAAAGCUGGGUGGUGACGCUAGCAGACAGUUUCCAUAUACAGCGCUGUUGAAGCAGCUUAAAACGUUCGGCAGAUUCGGUUUAAUGAUGGCUACCUUCUUAGUACCGAUGUUGUGCAUCGAAAAUCAAGACCUGCCCGAUUUGAACGCCGAGGCGGAAAAGUUCAAGGAAACUCAAAAGGUCGAUAUGAUAUUUGCCGUGAACCAGCGGUCCGAAGCGAAGAUGCGAAAGCGAAUGAGUGCCGUCAUACGGGACGUGAUAAGAUACGGUUAUCUCUAGUCGAUGGGAGGCGAAUAGAAAAGUUUACGCACUGCCCAAAGAUAAAUACUGAUCCGUUAAGUUCCUGGACGAAAAAAUAAAGCAAAAUAUCAAAUUUUUGGUUUGGGAUUCCAAACAUAUUUGUCA